CCAUUUACCCCGGAUGGCAGGGUGGUCCCCAUCUUGCCCCUUGUUCGCCUUCUCUGUCUCUCCUUGCCAUCAAGCAUUAUCUUGCACCCUCUGAUCACAAGACAUCUUCUCCAGUCUCAUCACCAUUGAUAGUGUCGUCCACAAUGGCCUCCUCUACUGAACGAAUCUCCCAGCUUGCGGGUCACCUUGACCCCCGAACAUGGUCCGGCAAGGGCCUGGCAGCCGCCCAGGUCAAGAGUGACUCUGAUGUAGUCAUCGUUGCAAUGGGCCGGACUCCCUACUGCAAGGCCUUCAAAGGAGGGCUGAAGGACUGUCCUUUUGACAUCUUGUGCUACGAGACAUUCAAGGGAGUUCUCGGUCGUGCUGACAUGGACCCUUCCCUCAUCCAAGAGGUCUCCGUUGGAAACGUUCGCAAUGUAGACAACCACUACGACAUCCGAGCAGCUGCUCUCGCUGCUGGUAUCCCCAAUACUGCCCCCACUCAUGUCCUCAACCGCUUCUGUGCCAGUGGACUGCAGUCUUUGCGUACCAUUGCCAACCAGAUCCAGGUGGGAGAGAUCGAGUGCGGAAUGGCUCUAGGCGUAGAGAGCAUGAGCAACCACCCCAAGAGGGACUUCAACUUCUCCGAGGUCAUCAGGAACUCUCACCAAGAGGCAGCAGACUGCAUCAUGCCCAUGGGAUGGACAUCGGAGAAUGUGGCCAAGGAAUUCAAGAUUACCAGGGCCCAGAUGGACACCAUCGCUGCUCGCUCUCACAGCCGAGCUUUCAAGGCACAGAAGUCAGGCAAGUUCGCCGAGGAGAUCUUCCCCAUUACCGUACCGGAUGGAAAUGGCGGCUGGAAAGUCGUAGAGCAUGAUGACGGUAUCCGAGAGAACUCGACACCCGAGGGACUGUCCAAGAUUAAGCCAGCUUUCCCACAGUGGGAGCCUGCCCAGACCACUGGUGGCAAUGCCAGUCAAAUCACCGACGGAGGCGCCGCUAUGAUUCUCAUGAGACGAUCGCUGGCCAACAAGCUCGGCAAGAAGCCCCUGGCCAAGUAUGUCGGCAGUGCUGUCGCUGGUCUGCCUCCCCGCAUCAUGGGCAUCGGACCUACCAUUGCCAUUCCCAAAGUCCUCGAACUGACUGGGAUCAAGCCAGAGGAGGUGGACGUCUACGAGAUCAAUGAGGCCUUUGCAUCCAUGCUCGUCUACUGCCAGCAGAAGCUCGAGAUUCCAGACGAGAAGCUCAACCCCCAGGGAGGAGCUAUUGCUCUGGGCCACCCUCUUGGAAGCUCAGCCCUGCGACUUUCGAUUACUGCCCUCACUCAGCUUGCGAGGGCAGAAAAGAAGGGAGGAGUGGCAUGUGCCGCGGCUUGUAUCGGACUCGGCAUGGGCCAGGCGGGUAUCUUCAUCUCGGAGUAGAGGCGAGGCUGUGUACCUGACUGGAGGCCACACUGUUCCCUCACGCGUCCCCACUUGUCCCCAAUGUAUUCCGACUCUUUCUUCGUGAUCUGUUCCAUAGUCUUGAACCAAAAUGAAUUUCCUCCUUGGCACUGUGUAGCUCCUGUCGUUACCAUGGCCGAGCAGCGUCGUGAGGUCACAGUAGUACGCCUUUCCUGACUGCACUCGG
Microstroma glucosiphilum is the source of this 1608-nucleotide messenger RNA. Its product is annotated as thiolase. The coding region runs from base 144 to 1400 and encodes 418 amino acids. The record is from RefSeq and is a predicted model, not a curated record. Gene Ontology annotation, cellular component: peroxisome. NCBI's taxonomy places the organism in Eukaryota, Fungi, Basidiomycota, Exobasidiomycetes, Microstromatales, Microstromataceae. The transcript is spliced from 3 exons. Gene Ontology annotation, biological process: phenylacetate catabolic process; fatty acid beta-oxidation. Gene Ontology annotation, molecular function: acetyl-CoA C-acyltransferase activity.